CGUGAUGAAUUAUCAAUCAUCCUGCUCGGCCUGGCUACAGAGUCUACUCUAAGAUAAAUUUAGAGCCGUAAAAUCAUUUUUGAAGCAAUUCUUUAUAUCAAUUUCAGUGACCAGAUGACGAGCUCAGCUAGGAUCGUCAGAAGUUUUGCAGCAAGUACAUGUAUAAGAAUUCAUGGACUCCAUUUCCAGCAGUGUUUUCCCAGAGCCACUUCCCUGCUGAAAACCUUCAAUUUCUUGUAUCUUCAGCCUCCUUAUGUUCCACCGACCAAACGUACAUGUACUUACAGUGUGCUGGUAACAACGUGUUUGAGGUAUUUCAGCAGUGCGAAAAUGAAGAUUGAUUCACCAGAGUUCAGAGGUCUCUUUACACCAGAGUUGAAGCAUCUGGCAGAGCUUUUUGAAAGAUAUCACUAUGAGCUAAGAAUUGCAGGUGGAGCUGUUCGAGAUCUCUUAAUGACAAAACAGCCUCAAGAUGUUGACUUUGCAACCACAGCAACUCCAGAUGAGAUGAAAAAAAUGUUUAUGAAAGAAAGCAUUCGAAUGAUCAAUGCAAAGGGAGAGAAGCACGGCACCAUUACAGCAAGGAUCAAUGAUAAAGAGAACUUUGAGAUUACAACAUUGAGGGUUGACCGUGUAACUGAUGGAAGGCAUGCUGAAGUAGAAUUCAUCACAGACUGGAAGGCUGAUGCAGAAAGGAGAGAUUUAACCAUCAAUUCCAUGUUCCUAGGUCUUGAUGGAACGUUGUAUGAUUUCUUCAAUGGAAAAGAGGCACUUGAGAGACGUCAUGUUGCCUUUGUGGGAAAUGCUGCUUCUCGGAUACAAGAAGACUACUUGAGAAUACUGCGAUAUUUCAGGUUCUAUGGUCGUAUUGCAAGAGAGAGUAACAAACACAGUGCAGAAACCCUUGAAGCCAUACGGGAGAAUGGUGAUGGACUGGCAGGGAUCUCAGGAGAAAGAAUAUGGAUGGAGCUCCGCAAGAUCUUGACUGGCAACUUUGCUGCUGAUCUCAUUCAUUGCAUGUAUGACUUAGGCCUGGCUCGUCAUAUGGGUAUCCCACCUAAAGCAGAUCUACAAGAAUUGCACCAGGUAUAUCAACGAAGUCAGUCACUGCACCCUCAUCCUGUCACUGUUCUCUCAGCUCUCUUCAAGGAUGAGAAAGAUGUCCUUAUUAUGGAGCAAAGAAUGAGGAUCUCGGCAGAGGAACGGAAGACCGCCCUCUUUGUCAUUGCAGAGAGAGGGGACAAGCCCCACUCAAACCCACUCAAACCUUACCAAGACAUUGUCGUUUGUAGCAAAGAGAAAAACAUAUUGAAAUAUGUCACUGAAGUCCUGAAGUACCGCGGGGAGAGCCAGUUGCUUGUCGAUUUCAGAUCGUGGGAUGUUGCCAAGUUUCCUGUAACUGGCAAAGAUCUUCUGGCUGCUGGGGUCCCAAAGGGCAAAGGAUUCGGGGAUGUGAUGGAGAAAGUUAGGCAAUGGUGGAUGGACAGUGACUUCAAGGCAAACAAAGAAGAACUUUUAGAAAGAUUGCGUGAGAUGAUGCAGGAUCAAGCAAAUGGAGAUUCGUGACCAAAGAGGAGUGAGACAGAAAUUGCAGGCAUUAAUGGAUGGACAAUAAAACAAAGAAUAGCUUCUAUAGAUAUAGCAGAUGGUACAGGAUCAAGGAUAGAGACUGGGAGGGAUUGAUCUAGGAAAUUGCCAUAUUUCUUGAACCUGACACAAGAAGAUGCAAUAAUGCUUGGAGACAUAACUGCUGAUGCACAAGUGAGGAGCAUUGAGUGUUUCUUGAAUCUAACCUGAUGGAUGGCAGGUGUUGCUUAAUGAGAUAACUUUCAAGGUCUAAUCAAAACCAUUUCUACAUGGACAGAAAAGUU
Lytechinus variegatus (green sea urchin) is the source of this 1871-nucleotide messenger RNA. RefSeq names its product CCA tRNA nucleotidyltransferase 1, mitochondrial-like (gene trnt1). Gene Ontology annotation, biological process: RNA processing. Gene Ontology annotation, molecular function: nucleotidyltransferase activity; RNA binding. The transcript has 7 exons. The record is from RefSeq and is a predicted model, not a curated record. NCBI's taxonomy places the organism in Eukaryota, Metazoa, Echinodermata, Echinoidea, Temnopleuroida, Toxopneustidae. The coding region runs from base 115 to 1566 and encodes 483 amino acids.